AUGGGGCAGCCGCGGUCCCCCCGCGAGCGCUGCUCCUGCAGCAACACCAACUGCGUGGAGCGGCCACUGACGCGGCUCUUCGAAGCGCUGGGGCGCGUCGUGGCCGCCUGCCCCUGGCCCUUCGUGCUGCUGCCGCCGCUGCUCUCGGCCGGGCUGGGCGCCGGCUUCGUCUUCCUGCCGGACCUACAGACGAACGACAUCGAGGGCCAGUUCACGCCAACGGGCGGGCCCGCCAAGGCCGAGCGCGACUUCGUGCAGCGGUACUUCCCCACCAACGAUUCGGAGCGCUUCUCCGCCGAGCGGCUGCCCACGGAGGGCGCCUACGCGGCGCUCAUCGCCGUGGCCGCGGGGAACGCCUCGGUGCUCGACCGGCCGGCGCGGGACGAAGUGCUGCUGCUGGACGGCGCGGUGCGCGCCCUCGGCUACGAGCGGCUCUGCGCCCGCAGCGGCGACGCCUGCGCCAGCGCCAACCCGCUGCUGCCGCUGCUGGCCAACGGCAGCGCCCUGCCCCAGCUGCCCUUCCCCGGCGGCGGCGGCGGCGGCGACGCGUUCCUGGGCACCGCGCUGGGCGGCGUGCAGACGGACGGCAGCGGGCGUGUGGAGCGGGCGCGAGCCAUGAAGCUGAUGUAUUACCUGCGGGAGGACGGCGGCGCGGCGGGCGAGAGCCGGGCGUGGCUGGAGACGUUCCUGCGCGUCUUCCCGGAGAAGCUGCAGGAGCUGAACCUCACGGCCGUCGAGGUGACGUACUUCACCUCGUUGUCCAGACAAGAGGAGUUUGAGGGAAACACCAAGAGCGUGAUCCCGCUCUUUUCCAUCACGUACUUCCUGACGAUCACCUUUUCGGUCGUCUCUUGCCUGAGGCUGAGCUGUGUAAGGAAUAACAUCUGGCUUGCAUGUUGUGGAGUGCUUUCCUCCGGUUUAGCUGUAUUAAGCAGCUUUGGAUUGAUGAUGUACUGUGGCAUACCAUUUGUGGCAACUGUAGCAAAUGCUCCAUUUCUUAUUCUUGGAGUUGGCGUGGAUGACAUGUUUAUCCUGAUCUCUUCCUGGGAACAAAGCUCAAGCAAGGCAGACAAAUCAGACACCAAAUCUCGGCUGGCCGAGACUUACAGAGAAGCAGCGCUUUCUGUGACAAUCACCACUCUCACAGAUGUCUUGGCCUUCUUCAUUGGCACCUGGACUUCUUUUCCUUCUGUGAGGUCGUUCUGCCUCUAUACUGGCACCGCCUUUGUCUUCUGCUAUGUCUAUGUCAUUACCUUCUUUGGGGCAGUUAUCGUGCUAAAUCAUAAAAGGGUGAACGGAAACCGACACUGGUUAACGUGUGUGCAAGUGAAAGUAGGGAAGAAAUCCUGCUUGUACAACGCGUGUUGUUUAGGCAGCUGUUCUAGUGAGCUGCCGGAGCCAGAAACCAGUGGGACAGAAAGCGAGCAUCCCAUGAGCAUAUUCUUCAAGAAGUAUUAUGGUCCUUUCUUGACAGGUAAAUGGAUCAAGCUUCUUGUGGUGUUGCUGUACGGAGCGUAUUUGGGUGGCAGUGUUUAUGGCUGCACCCAGAUGAAGGAGGGCAUAGAUCUUCGAAAUCUGGCUAGUGAUGACUCUUACGUUAUUGCCUACUAUGACGACGAUGACAAAUACUUCUCAGAAUACGGACCCAGGGUCAUGGUCGUCGUUACUGACAGCGUAAACUACUGGGACGAGUCUGUUCGUAAUGACAUUGAGGCUUGCCUACAGAAUUUAGAGAGCAUUAACUAUGUAGACAGGAACCUCUCGCUGUCAUGGCUGAGAGUAUACACAGAAAUUGCUGGCAGUGGUUUAAUAAAUAUAAGCACUAAGGAUCUUUUCAUUAGUAACUUAGCUGUACUAUUCCGGUUCUUUCCCAGUUUUGAGUGGGACAUUAACCAGAGUGCAGAAGGAAUAGCAGCUUCUCGUUUCUUCAUCCAGACAGUGAAUGUGACCUCAGCCGUUGACGAGAAAAAUCUGCUAAAUCAGUUAAGAGACAGAGCCAAGCAGUGCGUAGUUCCACUCAUGGUGUACCAUCCAGCAUUCAUCUACUACGACCAGUACCUGGUCAUAGUGCAGAACACCAUUCAGAAUGUUGUCAUCGCUGCUGGGGCGAUGCUCGUGGUCUCUCUUGUGCUUAUUCCCAGCCCACUGUGUUGCUUGUGGGUGACUUUUGCUAUAGCUUCUGUUAUCGUUGGUGUUGCUGGUUUCAUGACAUUUUGGGACAUCAGCCUCGACUCCAUAUCCAUGAUUAACCUGGUCAUUUGCAUUGGAUUUUCUGUAGACUUUUCUGCACAUAUUUCCUAUGCCUUUGUUACGAGUGGAGAGUCAUCAGCCAAUGAGAAGGCAAUAGGAGCUCUGCACCAGCUUGGUUACCCAGUGUUACAAGGAGCAGUAUCUACUGUGUUAGGAGUAGUUGUCCUGGCUGCAGCAAAAACCUACAUCUUCAGAACGUUUUUUAAGAUCAUGUUUCUUGUUAUAUUGUUUGGGGCUCUUCAUGGUCUUGUGUUUAUUCCAGUAUUUCUAACCUUUUUUGGAUACUUGGGCAAAUCACUCCCCAUUACUGAAACUAAAACGCUAGACCUUAAAUUCUUUAGCAAAUCUGGAAUUCAGUACAUUAGGUUCAGAGAUAAUAAAGACUGCCCGUAAUUUAAAUGUAAGAUGUUACUUAUUUAUGCUGUGUAGAUUAAAAUGCAGUGACUUCCAAAGAAUGUAAGAAAUUAAGGACUGGAAAGAUGGAAUAAUAAAUUUAGCAGAGAGGCAAAGGCUUAAGAAAAGCCAGGCAUUAAGUCACAAAAGAAGUGAAUGUGCAUAGAAUGGAUUUACAUUUUGUAACUUUUUGUGUGCUUGACUUUUUUAACCUUAUUGGUAUUAAAACUUCUUUUGUAAUUUAGUUACUGCAACACUCAAAGCCCUUAGAGAAGGCAAAUUGAUGAACAUUUUACAUUCAGCUCUUUUUUUUCUUUUUAAGAGUAACCAACAUGCAGCUUUAAGAAGAUUAAUGAGUUUCCAAAAGGAUAUGCUGUUUAUAGUUGGCCUUACAUGGACCUCCUGAGUAACCAUUGCACUAGAUAGUGUGCCAUGGCAGGGCACAGGAAGGACAGCCCAGAACCAUGUAGAAAUUAAAUUCUUGUAAUGCCGCAGGGAUUAUGUGAAUUCCAGGCCUGACAAAGUAAUUUUCCAUGAGAUUGGUGUGCAGUUUUGCUGAGGGCAGCUCAGCAGAAUAUAUUCACCAGUCCCAGCACUGCCAGGCCAGCCAAGCAGCCCAUGCCACCUUCACUGCUGCUGGUUUCAGUAACACAGGGAAGCUGGUGUCCUGGAGAACAGCAAAAGAAUCUGACGUCUCCCAGAGGAAUAAGGAAAGCAUGACAAGUGGAAAGGAGAUGUGCAAGUCUGAGCAGGUCAUCUUAUGCUUUUUUCAUUUCCAGUGCAGAAAAGCAAGGCUUGUGAUUUCAAGUCCUAUGCCUGCUUCUGUACCUAGGCUUCACUUGUGGUUCAUUGCCACAGAAGUUCCUGUCUUAAUUGACAUGGAAGGAGCUCUUAAACCUGGUUUAGAUUUGGAUACCUGUGUUCUUAGUCAAAGGAACACACCAGGCCCAGGCAAAACUUAUGGAUGAGAUCCAGGUUGAAGUCCAUCAUUUCAGCAGAUUUCAUAUAUGCCCUGCCUUCUUACCAGGUGCUCAAUCACUGUUUCAAGCCAUGACUUAGCAUUUCCACUACAACCUCCCAGGUUUCACAUCUCCAGCUCCUGAAGAGUUCUCUGGAGUUGCUUUACAUCACCACAGGGGGUCAAGGAAGCAAAGGGAAAGGAGAAGAGGAGAGGGCAGGCAAGCUUUGGCUCUGAAACAUGUAAUGUAAUGAAAACCAAAGACCUGCUGGCUCCGGUCACAUCCUGGGCUAAGGUAGCCAUCAUGCAAAAAUGCCUUUCCCAGUCUGCCCUGUGGUAAUUCUGAAGACUUUUGACUCCUUUUUCACUUGUGACCACGCACUGAACUAAGAACAAACCUCCUUGCAAUAAACCUGCAUAAAUAAAUGUA
Centrocercus urophasianus (Greater sage-grouse) is the source of this 4031-nucleotide messenger RNA. Its product is annotated as patched domain-containing protein 3-like. Lineage: Eukaryota; Metazoa; Chordata; Aves; Galliformes; Phasianidae. The record is from RefSeq and is a predicted model, not a curated record. Bases 1 to 2643 code for a protein of 880 amino acids. Gene Ontology annotation, cellular component: membrane. The transcript has 4 exons.